GGGGGCGGGCGGGGGCGCUGACCGCUGCCCGAGGCCCGGCCCUCGCCCCUCCCCCUCGCUCCGUCCCCGCGUCGCUCGCUCGCUCGCCGGCCGGGCUCACGCUCCGCCUCCGCCAGUUGGCUCCGCCGUGUGGUGCGCGGCGUGGAGAGGGAGCCGGGCUGGACGCGCGGCGGGGCUGGGGGCUGGGAGCGCGGCGCGCACAGCCUCCCCGCGCGAGAUCGGCGCCCGCCUCCGGGCGAGGCCCGCGCCGCGAUGGCAGAGAUGGGCAGCAAGGGGGUGACGGCGGGAAAGAUCGCCAGCAACGUGCAAAAGAAGCUCACCCGCGCGCAGGAGAAGGUCCUCCAGAAGCUGGGGAAGGCGGAUGAGACAAAGGACGAGCAGUUUGAACAGUGUGUCCAGAACUUCAACAAGCAGCUGACCGAGGGUACCCGGCUGCAGAAGGAUCUCCGGACUUACCUGGCCUCUGUGAAAGCCAUGCACGAGGCCUCCAAGAAGCUGAACGAGUGUCUGCAGGAGGUGUACGAGCCCGACUGGCCUGGCAGGGAUGAGGCAAACAAGAUCGCAGAGAACAACGACCUGCUGUGGAUGGAUUACCACCAGAAGCUGGUGGACCAGGCGCUGCUGACCAUGGACACGUACCUGGGCCAGUUCCCUGACAUCAAGUCACGCAUCGCCAAGCGGGGGCGCAAGCUGGUGGACUACGACAGUGCCCGGCACCAUUUUGAGUCCCUUCAAACGGCUAAAAAGAAGGAUGAAGCCAAAAUCGCCAAGCCUGUCUCGCUGCUUGAGAAAGCCGCCCCCCAGUGGUGCCAAGGCAAACUGCAGGCUCAUCUCGUAGCUCAAACUAACCUGCUCCGAAAUCAGGCCGAGGAGGAGCUCAUCAAAGCCCAGAAGGUGUUUGAGGAGAUGAAUGUGGAUCUGCAGGAGGAGCUGCCUUCCCUGUGGAACAGCCGCGUGGGGUUCUAUGUCAACACAUUUCAGAGCAUUGCUGGUCUGGAGGAAAACUUUCACAAGGAGAUGAGUAAGCUCAACCAGAGUCUCAACGAUGUGCUGGUCAGCCUGGAGAAGCAGCACGGGAGCAACACCUUCACUGUCAAGGCCCAGCCCAGUGACAACGCCCCUGCAAAAGGAAACAAGAGCCCCUCGCCUCCGCCCGAUGGCUCCCCUGCCGCCACCCCCGAGAUCAGAGUCAACCACGAGCCAGAGCCUGCUGGGGGGGCUGCCCCUGGGGCUACCCUCCCCAAGUCCCCGUCUCAGCUCCGGAAAGGCCCACCAGUCCCUCCGCCUCCCAAACACACCCCGUCCAAGGAGGUCAAGCAGGAGCAGAUCCUCAGCCUGUUUGAGGACACGUUUGUCCCUGAGAUCAGCGUGACCACCCCCUCCCAGUUCGAAGCCCCGGGGCCUUUUUCGGAGCAGGCCAGUCUGCUGGACCUGGACUUUGACCCCCUCCCGCCCGUGGCAAGCCCCGCGAAGGCACCCACGCCCUCUGGUCAGCCAAUUCCGUGGGACCUCUGGGAGCCCACAGAGGGUCCAGCUGGCAGCUUGCCUUCCGGGGAGCCCAGUGCUGCUGAGGGCACCUUUGCUGUGGCCUGGCCCAGCCAGACGGCCGAGCCGGGGACUGCCCAACCAGCAGAGGCCUCAGAGGUGGCGGGUGGGACCCAACCUGCGGCUGGAGCCCAGGAGCCCGGGGAGACAGCGGCAAGUGAAGCAGCUUCCAGCUCUCUUCCUGCUGUCGUCGUGGAGACCUUCCCAGCAACUGUGAACGGCACUGUGGAGGGUGGCAGCGGGGCUGGGCGCUUGGACCUGCCCCCGGGCUUCAUGUUCAAGGUGCAGGCCCAGCACGACUACACGGCCACAGACACGGACGAGCUGCAGCUCAAGGCUGGCGACGUGGUGCUGGUGAUCCCCUUCCAGAACCCGGAAGAGCAGGAUGAAGGCUGGCUCAUGGGUGUGAAGGAGAGCGACUGGAACCAGCACAAGGAGCUGGAGAAGUGCCGCGGUGUCUUCCCUGAGAACUUCACCGAGCGGGUGCAGUGACGGAGGGGCCCGCGUGGCCUCCGGGCAUGUGAAGAACACCUCUUCCCGAAAAAUGUGUGGUUCUUUUUAUUUUUAUUUUUUUCGUUUUUGUUUUUAAACUUUUGCGAAACAAAGGGAAAUCGAGAGGAGAGACCGCAGAGGUAUUCUCCCGGGGACUGGGUGGUUUUCCAGAGAGCCCCGUCCCGCAAGUCGGUGGAAUUCGCCAGUGUUCCUGGAGCUGCUGUGUCCCCUAGUUGAGUUCCUGGCACCCCUGCCCGCGCCGCAUGUGUGCCCGGCCGCAGGGCGGGGCGGGGGCUGCCAGCCCCACGCUUGCCUGAAGCUUCGGCCGUGUCACCGGGCAAGGGUCCUCUUUUCCUGGCAGCUGCUGUGGGUGGGGCCAGAUGCCAGCCCAGCCUGGCCCUGCCCCGCAGACGGUCUGUGUGCUGUUUGAAAAUAAAUCCUAGUGUUCGAAACAAGACGAAACAAAAAGCUGACAAAAACACUCAGAAAA
Messenger RNA from Lemur catta (Ring-tailed lemur), 2527 nucleotides. It is a transcript of the gene BIN1, whose product is annotated as bridging integrator 1. NCBI's taxonomy places the organism in Eukaryota, Metazoa, Chordata, Mammalia, Primates, Lemuridae. Gene Ontology annotation, molecular function: tau protein binding; phospholipid binding. Gene Ontology annotation, biological process: regulation of endocytosis. The record is from RefSeq and is a predicted model, not a curated record. The transcript has 19 exons. Gene Ontology annotation, cellular component: plasma membrane; cytoplasm; synaptic vesicle. The coding region runs from base 253 to 2037 and encodes 594 amino acids.